Messenger RNA from Osmia lignaria (orchard mason bee), 921 nucleotides. RefSeq names its product muscle-specific protein 20 transgelin (gene Mp20). Lineage: Eukaryota; Metazoa; Arthropoda; Insecta; Hymenoptera; Megachilidae. Gene Ontology annotation, biological process: actin filament organization. Gene Ontology annotation, cellular component: actin cytoskeleton. Gene Ontology annotation, molecular function: actin filament binding. The record is from RefSeq and is a predicted model, not a curated record.
GGGUCCAAUCGCGUUGGACAGUUUCGUAGGAAGCGUGGGCCGUGUUCCCGCCAUCGUUCUGGGGUAUAAGAGGGACCAGGCCACAGACCAAGCACUUCAGUCCUCUGAAAGAAACACUACAAGGUACAAGGAUGGCUCUAGAACGUCAAGUGCGCGCCAAGAUCGCUGGAAAGCGUAAUCCUGAACAGGAAAAAGAAGCCCAGGAAUGGAUCGAGUCCAUUCUUGGCAGGAAGUUCCCUCAGGGUGAACUUUUCGAAGAUGUGAUCAAGGAUGGACAGGUGUUGUGUGAGCUGAUGAACAAGGUCUCCCCUGGAUCGGUCCCCAAGAUCAACUCCACUGGUGGUCAGUUCAAGAUGAUGGAAAAUAUUAACAUGUUCCAGAAGGCUCUAAAGGACUAUGGUGUGGACGAUGUCGACGUCUUCCAAACGGUAGAUUUAUGGGAAAAGAAAGACAUUGCGCAGGUGGUGACGACCCUCUUCGCUCUUGGUCGCACGACAUACAAGCACCCAGAGUGGAAGGGACCCUACCUGGGACCAAAACCAGCUGACGAGUGCAAACGUGAAUUCACAGAGGAGCAACUGCGUGCAGGUGAAUCAGUGAUCGGUCUGCAGGCUGGCUCCAACAAGGGUGCCACCCAAUCCGGCCAAAGCAUCGGCGCCACCCGCAAGAUCCUGCUUGGAAAGUGAACCAUCGAUCCGUUCGUGUUAGACCCGAAAAUUGUGUAUUUUGUAUGUACGUGUAUAUACGUUAUGUAUUUAUUUUGUAUUUUCUAAUUAAACCAUCCAUAUACACAUAUAUCUAUUGUUUAAGAACGAGAUACACAUAGUUGUACCUCCACUGUUUGGAUACUUCCUUCAUCCAGUGAUAGUAAAAAUGGCUUUUUUAGAUACUUUUAGAAAAUAAAUUUUCCUGCACUAUAAA